Molecule: messenger RNA, 3038 nt
Organism: Selaginella moellendorffii
Lineage: Eukaryota; Viridiplantae; Streptophyta; Lycopodiopsida; Selaginellales; Selaginellaceae
Product: protein AUXIN SIGNALING F-BOX 3
Exons: 3
Coding region: 1134-2978 (614 amino acids)
Biological process (GO): SCF-dependent proteasomal ubiquitin-dependent protein catabolic process
Cellular component (GO): SCF ubiquitin ligase complex
Molecular function (GO): protein binding
Source: RefSeq, a predicted model, not a curated record
GGGUUUGGUUUUGGGUUUAUUUUUCUUGGGUUUUGAGAGUUGCGACUGAAGAACAUGGCGUUUCUCUUUUUCUUCUCUUUUUUUUCUUCUUUUUUUGCGUGCUUGCUCAAGGAGUGGGGGCUAUAAGACGUGAGAGAUAUUUGGUCACAUCAGUAUCAACAGGGCUGACAAUGAGCGAGGGAAAAGUCUAUUUGUCUCCACCGCUUUGAUUGCUUGUCUCUGUGCGUGGAAAUCCAACGCAAAGCUUGAGCGAGUGAGAGCCGAAAGAAUCGUCUCUUGAUUUUUACAGCUUUUGCUUUUGGUGUUUUUUCCUCGUAGUCUUCUUCUUCUUCUUUUUUCUUUUUUUUUAUUGUUUUUCUUUACUACCACCCUUGAAUUCUGAGAGUAGUUUUAAUUUUCACCAACAAUGCAGCGGUCAGCACGGCUCUCUGAUUGAUCUCAUCGCCAGAUUUCUCGUUUAGUCUCGUCUUUCCCGCGAGCUCUUUUUGCUGGUCUGUCAUCCUCAGCCUUGCUAUUUAUUUUACCUUUGAUUUCCCUUUGCCUAAAGACUCCAUCGCUGUGGUACUAGUGCACGCUCGCUGCUUGUUUUGGUGCUCUUGUUCUUUGCGUUUUUCUUUGCUGGCUGGCUGGCUGGUGCGUGCUUGCUUUUUCUGCUUUGGAUUUCUAGACUUGUACUGCCCUGUUGCUCCUCCAUAGCUGCUCGUAGUUUCUUAUCCACGUCUCCUCCCUCUUGAUUGUUCCUCGGUGGCCCUUCACGGGAGAGUCGUGGCAUUGUCUUGUUCACUCCAACCUCUUGGCCAUGCAUCCCUUUUUUCCCUUCACUUAUUUCUUCCGGAAGAGGUACUCUCACUCACUGUGGAAUGAAGUGUGUGUGCGACUUGGAAUUCUUCUUUAAAGUUGUUUUAUUUUGUUCUUCCUUUUUUUCUCUUUCUUUUGUGUUUGUUCGUUCCGGAGGGACUUAAAAACGCUCGCUCUCUUUUGCCUGCAAAGUUGUGAGAGGAAUCAUCCUUCGUCCGUGGGGAGGGGAAAGGAACUGACACCAGCAACUGUCUUUGCUGUGUAGGUGCUCGAAGAAGAAUUGGAGUUAUAGUCACACAAGUGGUAGUCGCUACUAAGUUUGAGGGGAGAAGGAGAUGAUCCGGGACGACGAGGUAGUGUUGCACAAGGAUAGUUUCAUGGAGCUCGAACAAGAGAAAGAGGAGGACGAAAGAGAGGAGGAGGAAGAACAAGGGAGGCUUACAACUUUCCCAGACGAAGUCUUGGAGAACGUCUUAAAGUUCGUCACGGGACACAAGGAUCGAAACGCCGUGUCCGUGGUUUGCAAGGCGUGGUACAAGGCCGAGGGGUGGAACCGAGAAGCAGUGUUCAUCGGGAAUUGCUACGCGGUGUCUCCAGACAUUCUCACCCGGAGGUUUCCACGGCUCAAGUCGAUGACUCUCAAGGGGAAGCCUCGCUUCGCCGACUUUAGCUUGGUUCCUCCAAACUGGGGGGCCUUCUUCCACCCCUGGAUGCCCGUCAUCGUGGAGAGCUACCCGUGGCUGGAAGCGCUCAGGCUCAAGCGCAUGACCGUGUCGGACGAGAGCCUCUUCAUGAUCUCGCAGUUGCUGCCAAACUUUCGAGCUCUCAACCUCGUCAACUGCGAUGGUUUUAGCACCGAGGGCAUUGCAGCCAUCACCAGCCACUGCAGGUACUUGCAAGAGCUAGACCUUCAGGAGUGCCUGGUAGACGACCGCGGUGGAGAGUGGCUAAGCUACUUCCCGGAGAGCUGCAACACGCUCGUCACUCUAAACUUCUCGUGCCUGGAGAGCGAUGUCAACUUUGAGUGCCUGGAGAAGCUCGUCUCGCGCUGCCGCUCCCUCAAGAAGCUCAAUCUCAACAAAGGCGUCACUCUGGAGCAGCUCCUGCGCCUCCUCGUCAAGGCCCCGCAGCUCACCGAUCUCGGCACCGGGACUUACUCGCAGAUGCAAAACUGGUCGCAGUACGUGGAGCUCCGCACCGCGCUCUCAAACUGCAAGGAUCUCCGCCACCUCUCGGGCUUCUGGAUGGUGGAGCCGAUCUUCAUCCCGCUGAUCUAUCCCCUGGCGCAGAACCUCCUGUCGCUCAACUUGAGCUACGCCACCAUCCGGGCCACCGAGUUUGCCAAGCUCAUCCAGCGCUGUCCCAAGCUCGAGACUCUCUGGGUUCUGGAUUCCGUCGAGGACCGGGGCUUGCAAACCGUGGGCGAGACCUGCAAGAACCUGGUGGAACUCCGCGUCUUCCCGACCGAUCACGGUGGCCAGGGCUCGGUGACCGAGGCUGGCCUGGUGGCCGUCUCGCAGGGCUGUCCAAACCUCUCCUCCGUGCUCUACUUCUGCAAGCAGUGCACAAACCAGGCCAUCGAGACCGUCGCCACCAAUUGCCCGAUGCUCACUCGCUUCCGCCUGUGCAUCAUCACCCCCCGGCAGCGGGACUACAUCACCGGCGAGACCAUGGACGAAGGCUUCGGCGCCAUCGUCAAGAACUGCAAGAACUUGUCCCGCCUCGCCGUCUCGGGCUGGCUCUCGGACAGGGCCUUCGAGUACAUCGGCCACUACGCCAAGAAGCUGGAGACGCUCUCGGUGGCCUUCGCCGGGGAGUCGGACGCGGCCAUGCAGCACGUACUCAGCGGCUGCCCGAGGCUCCGGAAGCUGGAGAUCCGCGACAGCCCGUUCGGAGACUCGGCGCUGCUCGCCGGGCUUCACCAGUACGAGUCCAUGAGGUUCUUGUGGAUGUCGGCUUGCAGGGUGAGCCUCGCCGGCUGCGGCUGGCUGGCGGGGGCGAUGCCCAGGCUCAACGUCGAGGUGAUCCGCGAGCAAGGUGACGCUGAAGGUGGCGAAGGUGGCGAGAAAGGUGGCGGAGAGCUUGUCAUGGAUUGCAGCGAGCCGGUUGAGAAGUUGUACGCGUACAGGACGCUGGCUGGGUGCCGAAGUGAUGCGCCCAGCUGGGUGAUCACUCUCUAACUCCGCCCAGGUUCUAAAAACUCUCUUCCUUUUAAUAAGAUGAAAUCAAGUUUUAGACUA